AUGGUGAAUGUUCCUAAAACCCACCGGACUUUCUGUAACAAGUGUGGCAAGCACCAGUCCCACAAAGUGACAGAGAAUGAGAUGGGCAAAGAUUCUCUGUAUGCCCAGGGAAAGAAGUGCUAUAAUAGGAAGCCAAGUGGCUAUUGUGGGCAGACUGAGCCCAUUUUCAGGAAAAAGGCUAAAACUACAAAGAAGAUUGUGCUGAGGCUUGAGUGCAUUGAGCCCAACUGCAGAUCUACAGAAGUGCUGGCUGUUAAGAGAUGCAAGGAUUUUGAACUGGGAGGAGGUGCAAAGACAAAGGGCCAAGCGAUCCAGUUCUAA
Molecule: messenger RNA, 321 nt
Organism: Pongo pygmaeus (Bornean orangutan)
Lineage: Eukaryota; Metazoa; Chordata; Mammalia; Primates; Hominidae
Product: large ribosomal subunit protein eL42-like
Exons: 1
Coding region: 1-321 (106 amino acids)
Biological process (GO): translation
Cellular component (GO): ribosome
Molecular function (GO): structural constituent of ribosome
Source: RefSeq, a predicted model, not a curated record